Molecule: messenger RNA, 2103 nt
Organism: Schizosaccharomyces cryophilus OY26
Lineage: Eukaryota; Fungi; Ascomycota; Schizosaccharomycetes; Schizosaccharomycetales; Schizosaccharomycetaceae
Product: aromatic aminotransferase
Exons: 1
Coding region: 326-1804 (492 amino acids)
Biological process (GO): L-tyrosine biosynthetic process; aromatic amino acid catabolic process
Molecular function (GO): L-2-aminoadipate:2-oxoglutarate transaminase activity; pyridoxal phosphate binding; aromatic-amino-acid:2-oxoglutarate transaminase activity
Source: RefSeq, a predicted model, not a curated record
AUCAUUUUUUUUUUUUUUUUUUUUUUAUUAUCAGAGUUAUUGUUUAAAAUGAUCCAUCCUUCUGGUUUCUUAUCUUCGGGAUAGAUGUUGGAAAUCCUCUACAUGAACUCGUUUAUACACUGCGCACUCCAUCCUUUGGAAAAAUCAUUGUUUUGCUUCUAUGCCUAAGUCAUAGAAAUACUCCUUACGAAUUUUGGUCUUUCUUUUAUGUAAAGAAAAUAAACUUGAAAAAAGAGCUCUGCCAUCUGCUUCCAUUUGGGAUUUAGAGGUAUUCCAAAAACAUACAAGUCAGCAUUAUUAAGAGGCUAAGGCCAAGGAAAUUUUGAUGUCCUUUUUGAGUUCCUUUGAUAAGUUUCAACAUCAUUUGUCGCGAGAAUCCAGAACUCGUGGAAAUGGACCCUUUCAGAUGUUGGAUCGCAUUAAGUGUAACAAGGAUAUCGACUUGAUAUCGUUUUCAGGUGGAGUUCCCCUUCCAAGUAAGUUUCCUAUUCGAAAUCUUUCUGUCCGGUUUCCAGAGACUGGGUACUUUGAAGAGGAAAUUGAAAAUCGUUAUCCUAAAGAGGUUGAUGUAUCGUUUGAUUUAGGAAAAGACAAGAGUGAAAACAAUUUGGACUUUGAAGGAGCUUUACAAUAUGGACAAUGUCAGGGUAUUCCAGAACUAGUUAACUUCAUAAAGGAACAUGUUGAGCUGGCGCAUUCUCCACGUUAUAAGGAAUGGGAAAUUAAGUUGACGAAUGGAAACACAAUUGGUCUUGACUAUUGCUUAAGAUUACUUGUUAAUUAUGGAGAUUCUGUUCUUAUAGAAAAAUACACGUAUCCAGCUGCAAUAACCACAAUGUCUCCUCUGGGAGUAAAAUUUGUUUCCAUUGACAUGGAUGAAGAAGGCAUGCUUCCCGAGAGUUUACAAGGAAUAAUGGAAAAUUGGGAUGCUUCGAACGGACCAAGACCUCGUGUAUUGUACACGAUCCCAACAGGUCAAAACCCAACAGGCUCCACUUUGCCAAUCGGACGGAGAAAGAGAAUUUUUGCGUUAGCUCAGAAAUACGAUAUUAUCAUCAUUGAGGAUGAACCGUAUUACUUUUUGCAAAUGGACAGUUAUCAUGGAAAUGUGCUGGCAUCAGAAAUUCAAAAGCAAGAUAGUACACAAAAUAUUGGUGUAUCGUCGUUCGUUAACAAGCUGGUCCCCUCUUUUUUGAAACUUGACACUGAAGGACGGGUUUUGCGACUCGAUUCAUUUUCGAAACUUAUUGCUCCAGGUAGUCGAUUAGGCUGGAUUACUGGUAACCCGCUGUUCAUUGAUCGCAUUACGCGAGCUGCAGAGGUAUCUACGGAAAGCCCUUCGGGUAUCUCUCAAGUCGCUUUGUAUGCAAUUUUAAACCAUUGGAAACAAGAAGGAUUCUUCCUUUGGUUGCAAGAGCUACAACGCACGUACACUACUCGGCGAAAUGCGUUGCUUCAAUACGCAGAUAAGUAUCUUCCAAACAGUAUCUGCUCUUAUCAAAUUCCAAAUGCAGGUUUGUUUUUAUGGGUAGAGCUUAAUAAAGAUCGUUAUCUUUUCAGCAGUCAGCAGAAGUCUGUCCCUGAAAUUGAAUUGGAAAUUUUUCAGGCACUUUUGCAAAAGGGAGUGAAGCCAGUAUGUGGGCAAUUAUUUAUGGCUUACCCAGAAAAUAACGAUCGGAUCUUCUUUAGGUUUGCCUAUUCAAUUGCCCCUAUUGAUAAGUUUGAAGUGGGAUUGCAGCGAUUUGCUUCAACACUGAAAGAUUUUUUUAUCUUGGAAAAAGAAGAAUUGCAGGCCAUGAUAUAAUGGCAGUUGUGUGAGAAAAGACCAGCAUUUAGCGAGAUAAUCUUUUGUAUAGUUCAGCCGAAAUGAGGAGGGUGAUUUCUGUUUGAAUCGAAGUCCCAAAUUAACAGAAGAGAGGAUGGCAUAAUGUUCCAGGUUGGUUGGUACCUUAGACAAAAGAUUUUAGGAGGUCUCACUUGAAAUGCUUUCAAGUAAUAAUACCAGUGAAGAUCUGACUCAAGAGUCGGUAGCAGUGAAAAUCAUCCGGGGUUUAAUGUUGUUUUUUAAUAGUCCCUGGAAUAAUAAUUAUUAUGUAUAAACCA